ACGGCGCAGAACGCGCGUUUGCUCUCCGACGUGCGUUCGCUCCCCGUGAAAGCGCGCGUCCCUCGCGCCCUUUCACUCGCACAUACAGCGUCCGGAGCGCGGCGACGAUUUUAUCGCCGUUGACGUCAUACGGAACCUCACGGUGACGGCGAUGACGAUGGCGACGCCGAUGGCAGAAAUCUGCUUUGAAGUGUCCAUAUAAUUGCUAUCGCAAUGAAAGAGAAAAAGAAAAAAAAAACGCUACAAAAAAACUUCAAGCCACCUCUUUCUUCAGUUUGCGCUUGCAAAUGUUACCAUAUCAUUUUCUCCUACUGCUUACGGCCUACAGUGUGAAAACAAUGGCUCAAGCUCGCGGGCAAAGCUUGAAUCGUUCAAUAUGUGCCGAACGCAGUGCAACAAGUUGUUUUAUGUUGUAUGCGGCAGAUAUACGUAUAUGCACUCUGUGUCAUUGUCCUGCAGUGAAAUGCGAAAGCAAAACCCAAAACAGCAACGAAACAAGAAUCGCACCGCGCAGGCACGCGCCCGCAUUCGAAGGUGCGCGAGCUUCGUGGAAGGGAUAAAAAAGAAAGCCGAAGACGGGCGAGCAGGUGCCGCGGGUCACGCGAACGCUGUAACUCAAUCACGUGUUGUGAACGCAUACUUGCGUCGCCGUGUCGCACUUCUACGUUCCGCCCAGUACUUCGUGCUGUUGUUUGUGCCUGCGACAUAUUCUGGAACCAUGGACAGCCACAGCACGGAAUCUACCUUGAUCAGCAGGGAUGGGUCCGUGUCUUACUCAAAGUCUCCGAAGAACAAACCAAGUCCCAUCAAAUCGAAGCGGAAGAAAAUGGAGUUUGCAGAACUGAUCAAGAUCACCAAAGUUGACCGUGUAGUUCUGCACGCACCGCUCUGUACAAGCUUUUCGGGGACGUUAUCUCUUUCGAGUCACCACUCUAUCUUCUCGUCGCGCACUGAUGACGAUAAGGAGUUAUGGUUGCUGCACAGGAUGGUUGAUACUGUCGAACGACGAAUUGGGGCCCUAUCUGGGUCACUGUUUUUGAAAUGCAAAGACUUCAGGAUAAUUCAGCUCGAUAUCACUGGUGUUGAAGCUUGCAACAAUGUCGCAGACACCAUCGAGUGCCUGUCUGCAUUAGAUAACCCGAAAUGGUUUCAUCCGUUCUUUUACAAUCCAUCUUUUGUUAUAAUGGAGGAUGGGUGGUCAGCAUUCGCAACAGAGCAAGACUUUGCCAAGAUCAAGCUCGUCUCGGACGAUUGGAGGAUAUCAUCUGUGAACCAAGAUUUCUCGGUCUGUCCAACCUAUCCUGAACAAGUGAUUGUACCAAAGAGGGUAGAAGACAGUGUACUGGUUGCUUCAGCUUCCUUCAGACAGAUGGGCCGUUUUCCAGUGUUGAGCUACUUUCACAAGAAAGCAAAGACGGCACUCAUGAGGUGCAGUCAACCAUUGGUUGGAACCACAAUGCGGCGUUGUAAUGGUGAUGAAGAGCUGCUCAAAUCUGUGCUGAUGGGUGGAAAGAAGGGGUUCAUCAUCGACACCCGAACACAGAAUGUUGCUCAGCUAGCAAAAACAAAAGGUGGUGGCUGUGAGCCUGAAGUGCAUUACCCUAUGUGGACACGCCUGCACAAGCCAAUCGAGCGCUAUACAGCCCUCUUGGAGUCCCUCUCCAAAGUGGUGGAAGGAAUGCGCAAACACUCACAUCUCAGAGUACGUGGACCUUUGGGCUCACUAGACACUAAACAACCAGCAAAAACCAACCGAUACUUCCUGGCGUCAACCGACACCGGUGUAAGCAUGGACAAGUGGCUGUCCCGGCUCGAAGCGUCGGGGUGGCUGAGUCAUAUCAAGAGCGUUCUCUCUUGCGCCUGCUUUGUUGCCCAGUGCCUUGACCAAGACGAACGUUCCGUGGUGAUACACGGGUCGGAAGGCACGGACUCGACCCUGCUGGCGUGCUCCCUGGCUCAAGUGAUCCUGGACCCGGACUGCCGAACGAUGCGUGGGUUCCAGGCACUUGUGGAGCGCGAGUGGCUUCGUGCAGGACACCCAUUUCGUCUGCGCUGCCAGCAAGGUGCUUUUGCACCUGCCAGCAUGCGUACCAAGGAGCAGAGCCCCACCUUCCUCAUAUUCCUGGACUGCGUGUUUCAGAUUCACCAACAGUUUGCCUGCUCAUUCGAAUUCAACGAGCAGUUUCUCAUUAUGCUGUUUGAACACAGCUACUGCUCUUCAUUUGGUACGUUCCUGGCAAACUCUAUGAAGGAAAGAAAAGAACUCAAGCUGCCGCAGAAAACAUACUCUCUGUGGUCUUACGUAAACUCGCCAGACAUGCUGGCAGAGCUUACGAAUCCAAUGUAUGACCACAACAACCAGGUGAUCUGGCCAUCAGUGGCCCCUCAAAGCUUAGUUUUGUGGCCAGCCCUGUUCUUACGCUGGGUCUAUGAUCAGAAGCCUCAGAAGGAAGCGUGGGACAUGGUAUUGGAAAUCCGAAACAGAGAUAAGGAACUACGCUCUAAAGCAUUAAGGCUACGCAGGCAACUACUAGAGCUGGAAGAUGAGGCUGUCGUCCAGGGCGUCUUGCAAGACUCUCUCAGCCUGCUUGAAUGACAUCCGAGGAGGGGCUCAGUUCCGUCUUCGCAGCGGGGAAGCACCAGCGCUGUGGAGGAUAUGGGGCCGAGCCACCAGCAGAUAACAGCACUGGCUCAGGAAACCACCAGCACUGGCAGCCGGGCUUCUUUCUCUCACAUGUCAUCCUCCGGUUCACCUCAGUCGUCCCUGUCCUCGUCACCAGCUGCCACUUCCUCUGGUACUCCUUCGCACGUGCGGAGACUCCUCAGAAGCCUACUGCAUCUAAGCUUAGACAGCCAUGCGGGAACUCGCCUGGCUCCGGACUUUGGAGCUGCGUCAUUUGACGAGCUCACAUUUAAGCGGGGUGACGAUGAUUGACGUCCUUUUGUGUGGCUUUAAAUUGUGGCGGUGUCGUGUGACACAUUAGUAGUUGGUGGCCAGUGUCCUCGGCUGUCCUCCUUGUCUUUUUUCCGGAGCUUAGCUUGCGCUGUAAUGCAUAUAUUGUAUUGGUUAUAAUGCACUGAUCGUAUUGGUUGGUGAUUGAUGCCCAUAUCACUGGAUUUUCCGAAUUGAGCACAGAUUUUAAUUACUGAAGGUUUCAGAUUUUCGGGUGGAGUGAGAUACAGCUUAGGUUUUAAGAUUUCAUUGAGAACGUGACUAUAAUUAUUAUAAUGUGUCAGCCAAGGACAUUUUGUGAGAGUUCUUAAUUCAUCAGUGAUACAGUGCUUUUCGCAAUUUCUGAUCAUCCACUUGUUGUUGGUUGUCGCUUGCUGUCAGUAAUUUUCAACAUCAAAAGGAAAACUCCAACUUGCUGAAUUUUAAAUAUAUCUUAUUGUAUUGUGAUAAACACAGCUAUGGGCAUCUUUAUAACUUGCUUAGCUGUUGUUUGUAUUCUUUAAUCCCAACAACUGCUACACGGUAUAGGUCACAGUGCUGUGUAUUCAAGGAUCUCAGCAUGUGCUGCACACCUUUUCUAUGGGACUUCUUGCAAAUGUUACACAACGCCUUAGCUUAUAGGGUUGUUCAAGGUUGACCGAGGCAUCAAUUUUGACAGUAAACAAGAAAUGUGCUAUAAUUGUGAAACUAAGUCAACUUUUCACCUCCCCGUGCAUGUUUUGCCACUGUUGCAAUUGUAUUUAGUGUCCUCUGAUUCCUUUCACACAAAAGGGCCUGCAUUGCUGUUUGAGCCAGUGCAGGACCACUUUUUGCAGCCAGAUGAACCUGUCCGUGAGAUUCAUUAGCGUCUCCCUGCUGCCCUUCAACUACUGAGAUCAUGCAUAUAUUGGUGUCUGUUACGUUGUUUACCACAUUACCUGCAGUUAUGAAAGAAUAUUAAGCUGCAUUGACAAUGUUUUCUUGGAAAUUUGAUUGCACUUAGGUGUUUCAUAAUCACAGGCACAUGGGCCUCCACUAUAAUAGCUGGGACUUCUGUGUCUAAUGUGUUGUACUGUGAAUGGUAUACUGAAAAGGAAUAUUGUUACCUCAUCUGACAAUUCUGUCAUUCUUCAGCUGUUUGUUUACAUUCCAUAGGUGAAAAUCCAGUCAGCCCUGAACCACGCUUGCAGCUAUGCUCUAAAAGUGGAACAAGUUAGCCCUUCUGUGCCCAAGUAGGUUGUGUCGUAUUGGUGAUGCCCAUGACGUUUUCGAUAUGCUCUAGAACAGUGCUUUUAUAACUGUGGUCUGCAGGCUCCCGCAGGUCAACAGGGUCCAUGAGUACUACUUGCGGCAUGAGUCAUCGACUAGCACUGUCUUCCAAAAAGAACAAGCAAAUGAUCUUGCGAGGAACUUGCAAAAUCUAGCCAUGAAAAGCCAGAUUCCUUGCAAUGAUGUCCUAACUCGCAUUUUCUACAUGCUACAUCCACCGUUAUCACCAAUCUGGAAUACAAGGGAUGUAUGGUGCACGUUAAUGCAAUCAGGGGGGCUGCAAAUACUGUUUUCAUUGUAGCCCUAAGUUGAUUUGUUUUAAACCCAAAAAUUCGAGAGGUAACUAAAGCUGCAUCCUCACAAUAAACCAAGUCUGUGCUUUGGUCGGCAGACUUGACAUCAUGUGACCCUGGGUUUCUGGUUUCGCGAGGGCCAUGUCUGACUGUAGACUGUGAAGAUGGGAAGGGGCAUCUGGUUUUUUCAUUGCCAGGUGGGCCUGAACUGGGUUGAAGACCAAGUAGCGCUGGAGCAAGAAGAGAUACUUAGCCUGGAAACUAAGACACUUUUUAAAGCAAAGCUUUCUUUGCCUACCUCCCUGCAAUUUGGCAUGUCGUCAUCGUGGUGGUGGUCGUCGUCAUCAGCUGUCUCGCCGAGUAGAGGCUGUUGUAUUGGGGAUACAUCACUACUGCAAGGUUUGCAUUUACUUGGUGCAUACAGCAUUUCUGGCGUCAUGACGAGUCGUUUUGUCUUGCCAGCUUAUCAAAGCUUCGUCUACACUGAUUCCCACAAUGUGUGGGGUCUGCGUGAUUUCUUGGUAGUACCGUCGUGGUCCAAAAUGCUUUAAGCAAGCCACCGUGGCUCACGUUUUUUGUGCACCUAUGUUCCAGACAAUAUGAAAGUUGGUCAUCUUCUUACCUGUGCAUGAACAAAUUGCCUGCAUUAGUUGUUAAAAAGUGAAACGUCUAUAAGACACUCUUCCUGAAGGAAGUGACAUGGUAUGGAAUUACUACUUUAUGUCCAAGAGAUACUGUGUGGCCCCAUCAUGUUUCAAGGCAGUGUGUGUUCACUGGCAUGCCUGCUUUGGCAACAGAUCAUGGCAUGGCACCCUGUUGAGCUGAUGUGUGCCAUUAUUUCACUUUGUAGGUGAGCACUGAUUGCAGCUCAACCACUCGUAGUCCUGCCAUCAUGUAACCGAUUGACCAGCAAACUGGUGUGUCGUGUGGAUCGAACUUAAAGGGCCCUUAAACCAUUCUCAGCUCAAAAACUUGUUAUGUAGUGGCAGCUGUGUACCAGCCUGCAAUUAACAUACAGAUAUACAAGAAUUGUUUUAAAUGAUGUUGACGACAACUGUGUGGUUGUGGCUGUUUCUCAAUCGCUCUCUCUAAUCUCCCCACAGACGUGCCUCUUCACCUCACUGCAUACUUCUUUAUACUUCAUCUCGCCAGUUGUGUGCAUGCAGCGAUAGCUGCGAGUUGCAUUAGCCAACCAGAAGAAAGAACCAAAAGAACGGGUUCUUCCAUAGUCCACUUCUGAUCACCCUUUGUGGAGUGUCAACUUAAAGCUUGACAGAAGGAUCAGGGGCAUACAAUGGGUGAGCCCCCUCCCUUCUCAGAACACGCAGGUAGCUUUCAUUAAAUUGGCAACUCGCCCCUCAUCAACCAAAUAAUCAACAGCUUUUACCUUGGUCACGUCACGCGCAUGUCCCUGCUGGCAUGGAAUGUGUGAAGAAGGGACCAGAAAAGCCCGGUGAGGAGCACAAGAUUGUUUUUACAUUUUGUGGUUUUUGCAUGGCAUGCGGCACUGCCAUGUUUGCCAAAGAUGAUUGUCACAGAAUUCUCUACAUGAUGCACUUGUUUAUGUAAAAUGUGUUACAAAAAUAAGAGGUGGUUUAGGAACCCCUUAAGUGGAUUCGAGGGUUUACGACUGCUAGUUGAGAACCCCUGCUUUAGAGGCUGGCAGUGGCAUGGUCAUUCUGGGUCAUCACUGAAGUUAUUUAAUCCAAAACGUGCUUUUAAUUUUGUCCUACUUGUGUUGGGACUCUUUCAAGAUUCCUCAACUUGUCUGUUUCUAUAGUUGAACACUUGCUCUCUCUGUACAAUAGUGAAUGCGUAAUUCUCCCAUACCAACAGGCCUACUGAACACUACAUGCCAGUCUAUUAAUCUGCAUUCUUGUAUAUAGUUGGUGAGAAAGAAAAAGUCUCGGAAGUUGUUUGCCACGUGUGCGAGCGUUAUGAUAAUGCAUACACUGAAUAUGUGGCAUUGAUGUAACACUAAUCUCACUUCACUUAUAUAUUUGGCAUUUUUGCCAUUCAUAUGAAUUCUUGCUUCAAGAACAGCCUUUCUGUUUCAGGUGGUUGAUGUUUAAACGCAUGUGUGUGAAGUAUAAUCCCAUAAAUCAAAGCUUGCCAUGUUGAAAAAAAUCUGCGUGGUGUGAUUUUUUGUACUAUGUGCAUAUCACACCAAUGUGUAAGAACACCACUGAUCAGCUGUCGCUGGUUGUUAUGUUGGAAGGUGUAAUCGGGGAUGCUGUUGUAGAGAUUGUCCUUGAUAUGGUCCACAUUCAUGCCUGUAUUGAUGACAGAUCUUCAACGGCUUGUGAUACUACCAUUGUUGUCUAUAUAAGUACUGGUAAGCUUUCUUUUAAUCCUUCAAUUUACAUACAUUUAUAAAAAAGCAACUUAGCGCUGUUUCUACGUGAUGAUGCUGUACUGAGCACGCUUGCUCUUAUAAGCUCAAGAGUCACAGUGCCAUUUAUUAUACUGCUCUUUUAGAUCAACAAGAUGAAACCUGGUCAUAUGUACAUUGCACUUUUGCAUUACUUAUGUUACAUAGUAUUUCACUGUGUUUGAUUCAAUGCUGUGUGCCCUCCAAACCCUGCACUUAUUUUGAUAUCUCCAUUUUUCGGUUUUCAAGUAAUGUGCAUUAUGCAAUGUGCACACUUUGCACUCCGUCUUUGCCUUCUGUAACUCUUUGCUUGGAAGGCAUCCAUUGUUUCUUUUUUUUCUCUCUCUCUUUUCUCAUCCAUAUUUUGUAUUUAAUAUGUAUUGAUUUGUAACGUACAUAAACAUAUAACAAAUUUCGAUUUAUAACAAAGGUAUUUUCAUGUCAGACGUGACUUUGUUGUGAAGAGGUCUGCCUACGGUAGUGCUUUGAUGUUUGCUCUGUUAUUCUGAUUGAAGUGCUUUCCCCGUUCAUGCUUUCAACAGAUGUAUCUCUCAUGGUUUCUAGGUACCUAACUUAUAAGUAACCGUUAAUGUCCUGGAAGGAGCUAAAAUGUAGCCAAUCUAGGCCACUAAUCAGGAAAACUGCAAAAAUGGUAGCCACAGUGCAACUAAAUGAUAACCCUAGUGUGAAUACGAGAUACACCUUUUAUAGAAUACUGUAGAAACGAUGUGGUUACAUACGAACCUAGUACCAGAAACAGAAAUUUACAAGUGCAGCUGAGGCAAUUUCUUGUGCUAGUCAUGCAAAAUAUCUGACUGACAAUGUUUCCAGCAGUGCCCUGAGUAGCCAGAAGGCAGCGAGGUCAUAAGGGAGACCAAAUUAUUGCAGCUUAGUGGCCACAGAAGUAGCUGCUUUGGUGCAAGGCUCAAUUUUCAAGUUAAGGAUAACUUUUUAAAAAGUUUCUAUUGCAUGUAUUAACACAUUCAUUCGUGCUUAAAUCUGAGCAUAUGAGGUGGUUCAUUAUGGAAGCACUCGUAAUCAGCAUUAAAGAAUUAUUGCAGCAGGCAUGCGAGAUCAAACGUCAAUCUUCGUCCCUGCUAAGUACUCCCCCCAGGAAACAGUGUGCUUGGUGGUACUUUUCUGAUUACUCUGCAGAAGGAAUGUAAAUAGGGCCUUGCCUUACCUCCAACGUGUACAUGCAACUUGAGCACAUAGUGAGAUGCGCAGUUGCUCUGCAAGGGAUGUGGAGCACAUAGUGAGAUGCGCAGUUGCUCUGCAAGGGAUGUGCAACCUUUGGGGUUUAUCUUGCCCCUUAACAGUAAGUGUUAUCAAUCAUGGAUGCAUUUCCUUUAACACUUUCCCACUACUUUCUUGUCAGAGACAGUGCCACACUGAUCAUGCCAUGAUGUCGCAUGCCAUCAGUCACCUGAAUGGGCUUGGAGAGGAGAAAUGAUUUUUAUUGUUGGGGGACAACGUAAGCCCUAAAAGGUGGAAAUUUUUCUUGGAUUUUACACUCUAAAACAGUGUACAACUCUUUGGACUUUAUUUUGACCCCCAAUAAUAAUAAUCGUCAAUCUUGUGCACACUUCCUUUGUUCAGCGCUGUGUUCUCUACUUUCCUUUUUUGAACGCUAUGUCACGCCGAUACACAAAUUCCAACCAUGACCUGAAUGUACCGGGAGUGAAGCGUUAAACAAAGGAAACACACUCAUGAGACAUAGCGAUUAUUGUUUGGGGACAAGAUGAGCCUCGUAGGGUAGAAAUUUUUUUUAGAGUCCUUGUGUAUUUGCCUCUAUGUUUUAGAGUUUUUAUACUCCCCAUUGGAGGAGUAUGCUUGCCUUUCGAUGGUGUAAAUUCAUUCUGUCCGUGCAUGAGCAGAGCGAGUAUUACACUGCAGUUACAGAGGGGGUUAAAAUAUGAGGCAUGCACUUAGUGAUGCAAAAGGAGGCACCAGCCCUCAUUUGUCCAUAGUGGGUAAAAAUACAGUUACUGGUGUCACUGUUAUACUGUUGUUACCAGCUUGUAAAUUAUACAGACAUAGUGGCUGGCAGUGUGCCACCUGAAUGAUUUAUUCCACUCUAAGAGCAUUCAUUUAUAAAACAAAAGUGAGAUCUCUGUGUUUUGAUUUUUACCCCUCGGAGGCUUUUGUGUAUGAAGUGUACUUUAUCGUUUCUGAAGGAAAAUGCUUAUGUGAACAUCUGAAUUCAUGUAAAGGUAUUGCGCCUGGAACAUUCAGUUGAAAGAUUAUAUUCAUUACAGAGCUGCACUCAACCAAGAUGUUUAAUUGUCAGCUUUCACAGCAUAUUUAAAUAUGAGUGUGUCAAAUCUCAAGCUCAUCUUGAAAAAUACCAACUUGACUGUUGGAUAUGACGUGCCCUUAUAAGUAAGCCAUAGGCUGCUUCUCAGUGUUGUUUUUGUUGUGCUGAUGCUGUGUGUGUUUAGCCUUUUCAGGGAUCCUGUUGGUCAGAUAUUGUGACUUGGCUAAAAUACCCCUUGUACAGAUGUUGAAGGCUGUUUGCAUUGAACUUUUUCGGUUUACUAUAAAGCUUGGCUUUGGAAGUGUGUCCUGAGAAUUUGCAGACAUGUUCAUGGUGGCCUUGGUACUAAGGUCAUAAAAUGCUCAUGUCUACCUUUAUGUUUAGGCUCUUUGGGAAACGUUUACCUUGAGGAACAGGCAAAUGAUGUUUAUAGUGGAAAUGGUUUGCCUGAAUUGCUUGUGCUUAAGUGGUAAUCAUAGACAGUGUGGGUUUGUAUUGAGCCAAUUUGGCACAAACAUGCGAUUUUUCACUGUGGAAAGACCUAGUCACUGAUAGGUACUUGCAUUUGCUAUGACAUUUUUAUUAAUAGUUGAUUUUAUAGAUGCACUUAAUUUUCUUGUUUUCUUUUCUGUUAAUAGGUACAUACAUGUUUGCACAGGACAAGGCACUCAUGCAUUGCUAACGAUUUGACACCAUAAAUGCUGUUGUUUCGUGUUACUUGAUAUUUGUUGCUCACAAAUGUUGCCAUCACCAUAUUAAACAGCUUACUGAGCUUA
Molecule: messenger RNA, 9898 nt
Organism: Dermacentor silvarum
Lineage: Eukaryota; Metazoa; Arthropoda; Arachnida; Ixodida; Ixodidae
Product: myotubularin-related protein 9-like
Exons: 16
Coding region: 377-2596 (739 amino acids)
Biological process (GO): negative regulation of autophagy
Source: RefSeq, a predicted model, not a curated record